Tilletiaria anomala UBC 951 is the source of this 3871-nucleotide messenger RNA. RefSeq lists its product as uncharacterized. The record is from RefSeq and is a predicted model, not a curated record. Lineage: Eukaryota; Fungi; Basidiomycota; Exobasidiomycetes; Georgefischeriales; Tilletiariaceae. The coding region runs from base 158 to 3727 and encodes 1189 amino acids. The transcript has 3 exons.
AACAGCAGUCACCUUCUCGGUUCCUACAUAGUCAGCGGCCCAAGCCAUGGCCUCGCCAGUGUAAAGAAGCGGUGGCCAGCAAAAAAGGCAGGCAGGCAGGCAGAGCAGGAAGGGCGUGCAUGCGUGCGAGCACAGCAUAUUGGGAGAUGACGUCCCAAUGACAUACAGAGGAGACCUCCCCCAAUCACGACACGCCAUUGUCACUGCUGCCGCCGACGCCGGAAACUCGCCACGGCCCGCCGCCACCAGUACUGUCAGCAGCAAGACGCGCACCACCCGCGCCGUUUCUUCCCAGCAGCAGCCUGCUCCACGCCCGUCCAGCCGGCCUGUCUCCUCAAGGGCGGCAACACAGGGCGUGGCGACGACAGCUGCAAGGUUCGUGCUCGGCUCACGGCCUCGCUACCACAGCGCCACCACCACCACUACAACCGCCGCUGCCGCCGCCUCCGUGGUUGCCAGGAACACCACCAUAUUGAAAGCAUCAGAGAAGGAGAAAGCUCCUGUUGCUCCUGCUGCUGCAGUCAGUCGAUCAAGCAGUACCGGUACAGGCACUACGCCUCCCGCUCGUAAUCCAGCCGAGUCAACACCCUUUGCAUCGCCUUCGAGGAGAGCGCUUUCCUUUACGCCACGGUCGAGCACCCAAGCUUCAUCAGGUACCAGGGAAUCCACCACAGUCCGCCCCAGAACUGCCCAGCAGCAGAAACAAAGUGUCUCGGCAUCGCCAUCACCACGCCUACGUCCCCGGUCCACAGGGCAAACCCAGACUCGGCAGAGGGUCUCUGCGACUCUGUCCCCCAGGAACGUCAGUGCUGUGAGCCAGGGCAGCCCCAGUAUCGCUUCCGCUGUACGCCAGACGGCACGCUUGUUGCCAGGUCUGACCCAAACGUCGCCGCAAGCAGCCGUAUCGUCAGCAUCAUCAUCGACGAACACGAGUGCCUCCCAACAGCGUGCUCGUGAGAGAAGGCUCUCCCAACCGACAGCAAGCACCUCGCACGCCCUGUCUUGUACACCCAUCGCUCCUGUAACUGCACGAUCGAAUGGUCCGGCGGAGUGUCCGGUCAAAACGACUGGCAGCGCAAGACUCGCCAGUGACCGAUCACCAAAGAGCGGGCCAGUAGGUGCGAGACACUCGCUUCUUUCUUCAGUUCCACUGAAAGACAUACCAGCAGCAGCGCCUGACGCUGUGGAUAAUACUUCUUCUUCUUCGGCAUCGCCAUCAACGACCUCAGUGGCAGCAGCAGCAGCACGAGAGGGGAGCGUGGAACGCCCCGGUGGCCUCAAGGCGAGGGGUGCGGCCAUGUCGCAAUAUGUCAACUCACUACCAUCCUCAGCGGCGGCGCGCAAGACGACCUACCUACGCAAACCCAGUGGGCAAGAGACCAUGGGCUCACCGCUCUCGAGGACAGUCCAGCGGAAAGCUAGUGCGGAAGGAGCAGACUCGCCUGACAGCUCAAGGUCGUUUCUGGAUGUGCGCGAUGCGGCGCCGAACGUGCGAUCUACGCAAGGCGCUACUGCUAACAAUUUUGACUCAUCCUUGCUCGACGCCAUAUCCACCUCCAUCAUCGACUAUGGCUUGUCCGAGGACCGAGCUGGAACAGCCGCCGGCAGCGCACAGCACGAGGCUCGACACAGUGCGACUCACAUGUACCAUCCUGUUGCCAGCAGAUCAGCCGCCGCGGGCAGGCCCGCGCUGCAUCUCUCCGACAUUCGAUCCGGCGCAUCCUUGCUCGCGCAUCAGCGCGACGCGUCGCCUGAACUGUCGUCCAAGUUCUCCGAAUUCUCCUCGGCCGCGGGCACGCCCGAGGCCAACCCGGGCAUGGCGGCCUUCAUCGGCCCGAAGCCCUCGUUCGUGUCGUCCUCUUUGUCGAGGGAGCUCAGCUCGAGCUCUUCCUCGCUCGCAAGGCUCGCUAGCAACAACUCCGAUUCGCUCUCGUCGUCCGAUCUGGGCACCGGUACCAGGCCGUCGGCAUCGGCGUACAGCCAGUCGACCCCGAGACGGCCGGAGGACCUCUCCGUCAGUGUAGUGAGCGCCCAUUCGCCCCUGUCCGCAUCCAUGUCCGGAACAAUGCUCGACACAUUCACGCCAGCUGCUUCGCCGCGCUCGUUUGACCGCGCCGGCCAGAUUGGCAUCGGCGAACUGGCGACGCCGCGGCUCAACUUGCCGCCCGCUGACAAGCUGCCCUGGAACGCGGAGCGAAAUUCGGCGGUGGCAGCAGCGGGAGGAGGAGGAGCAUACGCCCCUACUGGACUCAGCGAAUCCUUCAGCGCGCCCCUCCUCGCCGAGGACGCCCAUCGUCCGUCCCAGCUGCCCAUCUUCCGGCCGCAACAGGACCACACACCGGCGCUUGCGUCUGCCGGAUUGGCAGAGAGCUCGUCGUCGAUGGGAGCCGAGGCGUUCCGCCACGCUCGCUCGACGUCGCACUCGCUCGGCGGGCUCGGCUUGCGCAAAGCGCCUAACGCCAACAAAAGCCUUGGCGAGCUUGCCUCGGGCGGUCGCGGCCGCAACGACGAACUGCCCACGUUGCAGUCGGCCAACCCGUCGUUGCUUUCUAGCUUCAGCUCGCUCUCGUCCCUGCCGAGGGGUUUCGAGUCCAAUCCGGCCGAGUUUCUCGCAGAAUUUGAGAGUUUCACGUCGCGCAAACGCGAGCGCGACAGCCUCCUGUGGCAGCAACAGCUGCUGCAGCCGACGCCGAUCGAUAAGCCCGACUCGCCCGCGUUCAGCAUCGAUGCAGUGUCCGACGACGAGUCCGCUGACGCCGACCGCGGAGGAUCCGCCUCUUUCGCUUCGACUGCACGAACCGCCAAGGUUGCCGCUGCUGCCGCCGCUGCUGCAGCGCGGAACUCGAAUGCGUCAACCAUCGGAGACUCAGCCUGGUCGGCAGACGAGAUGGGACCGUUUGGGUCCGAGCAGAUCGCAACCGCACCACGGCGCGCGUCCCCUGCCUCUGCGGCGCGCAAGGAGUCUGCCAGGCGCGUUCUGGCCGACCUGAGCGGAGGCGGCGUCAGCGAGUCGGAUCGUGGUAGCUUUGAUCUCAAUGCAGCCAUCACCGAUCUGCUGCACGAACAUGACCGCAUACACUCAGUCCGACGCACUACGGGACACGUGGACGAUGAGGAGGACAGCUCGGAUGCCGGCUCAACGAUGCGCUUACCCAUUGCAAAUAUGUGGACGCAAGCCGCAUUCGCUGCGUCGAAAAACGAAGCGGUGAAGGUUGCGUCGGACACGCGCAAGCGCGAAUCCACGUCGACUGUCACUAGCGUACACUCCAGUCGUAGGGCAAGCGCCAAGGCGAAGGCUGCAGCGCCUCCGACACCGUCCAAUCGCAAGGCGUCGCUCGAAUCGAAACGCAGCUCGGCGGCUUCACUCCAUGCCGCUGGCUCUAGCUCCUCUCAGCGUGCGUCGCGAGGGCCGGCGGCCACAUCAGAAGCAGGCGAACGGACCAGCAUGCCACCAACCACACCGGGCUAUCGGCGAAGAACUUCUACUUCCAGCAUCGCUCAGUCCCUUCUUAGGGGCUCGAUGCCUCCCGAGGCCGCAGACGAGUACCAGACUCUACUCUCGGGCACGGGCAGGAAGUCCCGCGGCUCUGGCGAGAUCACGGAAGGUUCUGCGUCAGAUGCGCUUCGCAAAUUGGAUGGCAUCCGUCCGACGACGCCACGGUCGAUCAAGGACGGGACAAGUCUCGCGAUAAUAGCUCCCGGCCGGAAAGCGUGCGCCUUGCGUUGAGAGCGCCACGCACUGCGGACCCGCUCAAGCAAAACAGUCCGCAGUCGCGCAAAGUCCCGAUUCCUGGCGAGUUGGCUCGCGCGACCAACGCUGCUCGUUCUACUUCGGCCGUCCGAACAAUUUCUUCUAUCAUCCCGAAGCGCG